AGUGAAGAAAGAAAACGAUAGACUCGGAGAGAAAAAAGACGAAGCACACACUUUUAUCCAUCUCUCUCUCUCUCUCUCUCUACACGUUUGGUGGAAGAAGAGCACAUGGGGACACGUGUAACGCAAUUCACUUACCUCCACGCGCCGUCGUCACACAUGGCGGAGGAGUUAGUGAACCAAUUCAUCUCCGCCGCGAUCUCAAAGUCGAGACAUUUGAAUCAUUUGAAGCAAGUUCAGUCCUUUUUGAUAGUUUCUGGACUAAGUCAUUCACAUUUCCUCUGUUUUAAGCUUCUUCGUUUUUGUACUCUUCGUCUCUGUAAUCUCUCUUACGCUCGCUUUAUCUUUGAUCGUUUCUCUUUCCCUAAUACUCAUUUAUACGCUGCCGUUUUAACUGGUUACUCUUCUUCUCUUCCUCUUCAUGCUUCCUCUGCUUUCUCAUUCUUUCGUCUCAUGGUUAAUCGUUCUUUUCCUCGGCCUAAUCACUUUAUCUACCCACUUGUUCUUAAGUCUACACCAUAUCUCUCCUCUGCUUUUUCAACUCCUUUGGUUCAUACCCAUUUGUUUAAAUCUGGGUUUCAUCUCUAUGUUGUUGUUCAAACUGCUCUGCUUCACUCUUACGCUUCCUCUGUUUCUCAUAUAACUCUUGCAAGACAACUGUUCGACGAAAUGUCUGAGAGAAAUGUUGUUUCUUGGACUGCUAUGCUUUCUGGGUAUGCUAGGUCUGGUGAUAUCUUUAAUGCUGUUGCUCUCUUUGAAGAAAUGCCUGAGCGUGAUGUUCCUUCUUGGAAUGCGAUUCUUGCUGCUUGUACUCAGAAUGGUCUUUUUGUUGAAGCGGUUUCUCUGUUUAGAAGGAUGAUUAAUGACCCUUGUAUUCGUCCUAAUGAGGUUACUUUAGUUUGUGUUCUCUCUGCUUGUGCUCAAACUGGUACGCUUCAGCUGGCUAAAGGGAUUCAUGCGUUUGCGUAUCGUCGUAAUCUUUCUUCUGAUGUGUUUGUUUCGAAUUCUUUGGUUGAUUUGUAUGGAAAAUGUGGUAACUUGGAGGAAGCAAGCUCUGUUUUUAAAAUGAGUUCAAAGAAAAGUUUAACAGCUUGGAAUUCUAUGAUCAAUUGCUUUGCACUCCAUGGUAGAAGUGAAGAAGCCAUAGCAGUGUUUGAGGACAUGAUGAAGUUGAAUAGUCACGAUAUCAAGCCAGAUCACAUUACUUUUAUCGGUCUUCUCAAUGCGUGUACUCAUGGGGGUUUGGUAUCAAAAGGCCGAGGUUAUUUCGAUCUGAUGAAAAAAAGAUUCGGUAUUGAGCCAAGGAUUGAGCACUAUGGCUGUCUAAUAGAUCUUCUAGGCAGGGCAGGUCAGUUCGAUGAAGCUUUGGAAACUAUGUCCACGAUGAAGAUGGAAGCGGAUGAAGCGAUUUGGGGCUCAUUGCUUAAUGCUUGUAAGAAAUAUGGCCAUUUGGAUUUGGCUGAAGUUGCUGUAAAAAAUCUUGUUGCUUUAAAUCCCAACAAUGGAGGUUAUGUGGCUAUGAUGGCAAAUUUAUAUGGAGAGAUGGGUAAUUGGGAAGAGGCACGCAGAGCUAGAAAGAUGAUCAAGCACCAAAAUGCUUAUAAACCACCAGGCUGGAGUCAGAUUGAGAUCGAUAACAAGGUUCAUCAGUUCUACUCUCUUGACAAAUCACAUCCGAAGACGGAGGAGAUAUAUAUGAUACUGGACAAUUUGAUAUCUUUCUGACACUUUUAUGUCCUAGUUUCUCUAUAUGACUUGACACAGCUGCUUCUGCUUUCUAACAGCGAGCUUCCUGCAUCGAUUUACACCGGAUAUAUGGCUUCAGAGAAACUGUGGAAGCUGGAAAUAUUUUUCAUUGAUCUCUCCACAGGUUACUGAUAACCAAAAGCUGGUACGGUAAUGUUAUGUACUCUUUUGUUGUACUGUAAGAAGAGAAACUAUUACGUGAUAUUGCAGAAACAAUAUGUUGCUUCUUAAGAACGUCCAUGGACAAUUAAACAUUCGAGAAGAGGAAGUCUCUUACGCCAAGCAUUGGUACUCGUUAGUUAUGACUUUAAGCUUUCUAACACUUCCUCAUGUAUCUUUAUUGGGAAUGAUCAAUAAACAAGGCACGCAAUAUAAAGACGUGUUACAGAAUUUAUUCGCGUAAA
This is a messenger RNA of Arabidopsis lyrata subsp. lyrata, 2147 nucleotides long. RefSeq names its product pentatricopeptide repeat-containing protein At1g33350. Bases 106 to 1722 code for a protein of 538 amino acids. Gene Ontology annotation, molecular function: RNA binding; protein binding. The transcript is spliced from 2 exons. Gene Ontology annotation, biological process: RNA modification. The record is from RefSeq and is a predicted model, not a curated record. NCBI's taxonomy places the organism in Eukaryota, Viridiplantae, Streptophyta, Magnoliopsida, Brassicales, Brassicaceae.